AAACAUUUUAAUCUUAAUUGAAAGAAAAUUAUCUUAAUUCGAAGUCGAAUGAAACAAAAACCAAAGAUGUUUACAUCCUAAUUGCAUUUCGUGGCUAAAAUACCUACUCGUACGAUAAAGAAAAAAAAAAUCGCUCCAAGGAUUAACAUAAUAUUAUUUACUCGAAGCUUUGCUUUCCACUACUGUACCUUACCUACCCAAGUAUAACCUUAUGUGGAAAAAACUCUUGGAAUCAUUUCGGUUACCGCUUUCGUGCCGAGCAGGCGUCAUAUUCGGUAUAGUGAUUUUCUCCUUAAGAUAAUCUCAUUGUGUAUUGAAUUUUUAAAGUAAUUUGGUACGUUUUAUACCAUUUCUAGCACUAUUGAACGUGCAAAAUGUUAAAAAAGUUGUGGUUUUUACCACCGCCUAGGCAUUUAGUCAUAUUAAUGUUGGCGACUAUGUGGCUAAAUUUUCAAUUUACCGAUGGAAAAGACACCUACACGUAUAAAAGAUUCAAAAGAUGGAGUACAACUUUACUUGCUAAACCAGUCGAACAACACGAAUGUAAAACUGAUUCUGACUGCAGUAGUAUUCCAAACACUUCGUGCGCUCUGGAUCCAGCGGAUAAAAGACAAAAAUGCCUGUGCGCUGAUUCAGCACCACCAGUAGCAGGAGACUGCCGAAAACUACCUAAAGUUCCUCUGUUUGUUCCAGCUCUGAAAACUCCGUGUAGCGCCGAUAUUGAAUGUUUACCAGGAGCCGAGUGCGUUGAAGAAACCGCCGAUGCCAGAAUAAGGGUUUGCCAAUGUAGAGAGGAAUAUGCAGAAGUCAACAAUACGUGUACGAAUGGUUGUGGUUUCUUACACGCUGGACCUAUGGCGAUCGCUUUAGGAGCUUCGUUUACAUUCUGGAGAUACUAUUGAAAAAGAUGAAUUACCAAUUUAAAGAGAGAAAAAAAAAACAAAAAAAAACAAUUACCAUAUUCCACUGGUUUUCAUUUUUACAUAAGUAUUAGUGCCAUGGUUUUGCUUCAACGAUUUCGUACUUAUAAAAUUUUUGUAAAUUACAACGAAGACAAUCUCUAAUGCCUUGUACCAAUUUUCUGGGGCACUGUUUGUAUAUUUUUAAGCAACACUUAGACUAAUUCACCGUUAGUUCGUUUAGCGAAACAAAACCAACAACGACGAAGAGAGUGAGUGAAUAUGUAAACAUGGUAUCGUUCAAAUUGGAAAAUUUUCGCAUUCUGUAUCAUAUUUUUAUCAUAAAUUGUGAAGAAAGCUACGUCAUUAUGUGUGUAAAAAAAAUUCUACCUACAGAUUUAAAUUAUUUAUUGUUGUAUAUUAAGAAUUAUGAUUUUCUUUGUACCAAUAAAAAAUUUUUAAAAAUU
Planococcus citri (citrus mealybug) is the source of this 1366-nucleotide messenger RNA. RefSeq names its product sosie (gene sosie). NCBI's taxonomy places the organism in Eukaryota, Metazoa, Arthropoda, Insecta, Hemiptera, Pseudococcidae. The record is from RefSeq and is a predicted model, not a curated record. The transcript has 5 exons. The coding region runs from base 375 to 902 and encodes 175 amino acids.